This is a messenger RNA of Phycodurus eques (leafy seadragon), 2153 nucleotides long. It is a transcript of the gene bsk146, whose product is annotated as brain specific kinase 146. The transcript is spliced from 5 exons. The record is from RefSeq and is a predicted model, not a curated record. Bases 279 to 1571 code for a protein of 430 amino acids. Gene Ontology annotation, biological process: peptidyl-serine phosphorylation; peptidyl-threonine phosphorylation. Lineage: Eukaryota; Metazoa; Chordata; Actinopteri; Syngnathiformes; Syngnathidae. Gene Ontology annotation, molecular function: ATP binding; protein serine/threonine kinase activity.
CACCAAUCCGGCGGCUCUGUCGUCGCCUCUCCUGCCUCCGUUCUGCUCCCCUCCUGGAGGACAAUAGGACACCGUAGAAGCCGGCGGAGGAGGCUGCUGCGGCUGCUCACGGUCGGCCGACGUUUCGCCCGCUUCGCUUGGCAGCCGCUCGGACGCACAGCAGGGCCGUCGUGGGCGUCCGUUCCGCACGUGACGUCAACUGUUUGCUGCCGCCGCGCUUGUCCCUCCUCGGCCUCCGCACUCCCCUCGCCGCGUCCCCCCGACCCACGGUCUUCGGCAUGAAUUCUUCUCCGCUGGUGUCACGAGCCAACAUGGACAUCCUGGAUGAGCUGCAGCUGAUCACAGCCCAGAACCUGGAGAAGGUGGAGGUCAACAAGUAUUUCGAAGUGAUCAGAGAGCUGGGAAAGGGCACCUAUGGCAAGGUGGACCUGGUCAGCCACAAGAUCCGAGGUACAAAAAUGGCGCUGAAGUUCUUGAAGAAGAAGACGACCAAGCUGAAGUCGUUCCUGCGGGAGUACAGCAUCUCGUUCUACUUGUCUCCCUGCCCUUUCAUCAUCAACAUGUUCGGCAUCGCGUUCGAGACGGACGAGCACUACAUGUUCGCGCAGGAGUACGCGCUGGCGGGGGACCUCUUCGACAUCAUUCCCCCGCAGGUUGGUCUUCCCGAAGCAGUGGCGAAGCGCUGCGUGCACCAAGUAGCCAUCGCUUUGGAUUACCUGCACUGUAAGAAGCUGGUCCACAGGGACAUCAAGCCAGAAAACAUUCUUAUUUUUGACCGGGAGUGCCGCAAAGUCAAGCUGUCCGAUUUCGGCAUGACCCGUCGCGCCGGAUCACCCGUGAAACGGGUCAGCGGCACCAUCCCGUACACAGCCCCCGAGCUGUGCGACGUGUCCCGCCACGAGGGGUUCUGCGUGGACUACAGCACAGACGUGUGGGCCUUCGGCGUGCUGCUCUUCUGCAUGUUGACCGGCAACUUCCCGUGGGAGAAGGCGCUGGCCUCCGACUCCUUCUACCAGGAGUUCGUCCGCUGGCAGAGGAGGAGGACGAACACGGUGCCCUCCCAGUGGAGACGCUUCACCGAGCAGGCCCUGCGCAUGUUCCGCCGCCUGCUCUCGGUAGAGCAGGAGCGCCGCUGCUCCGUCAAAGAGGUGUUCGGAUACUUCAGCCACUCGUGGACGCUGGACGGGGAGAACGACGACAACAACGGCAACGGGGCAAGCGGCGCCGGCGAAAGGGUCAGCGGCGGCGGGAAUGUGCGAGGGGAGGCCGACGACAAUAUGUCCUCAUCUUCAUCCGGGGAGGAAGACGAGGAACUCCUAGUGGAGCGGAUGAAGCAGCAGACUCUGUCCCCGUUGUCCCCCCUCCCGCCGGUGUCACCGGCGGCUACAGAUCGAGCGAGCGGCGGCGCGACCAAGGGCGCCGCGACGGAAGCGGGCGGGGGUCACCGUUUCGCGUCGGUGUCCACCAACAGCUCGAUGUCGUCGACUAACAGCUACGAGCGGAUGCCGCGGGAGAACGGCUCGCCGGGGGGCCGCAUGCUCGUGGCCACGCCCAUCGAGAUUUGCGUCUGAGCGCCUCACCGACGCUUCCGACGUUCAAUCUCGUCUCGCCGCCGUGCUCGUCUUCUCCCGCUCAUCCGACCACGUACAGUCCACACGCAUGCACGGAGAACCGGACACUCGACGCCGCCGUCGUCGUCGUCGUCGUAAUCGUGACGGACGAGCUCAACAAAGUACGACAGAAGACCGAAGCGUCGUCCCUCGAGCAAUAUUUCCAAUAAAUACAAAAAACGGAAGUCGGGAUGGAGCGGGACGUCUUCGGGGUCUUGAACUCCCGGAAAAAGCUUGAAUUGUGUUGUACAGUCCCAAGACGAACUUGGAAGAGGAAAUGUGUUCAAAUAUGUCACGCGUCACUCUGUUUCAUGAACUGGGUCUUUUUUUGCGGUUUUUGUUUCUUUUUUGGUGACACGUUCAAGAGGUGAUUUUCAGCCAGAAUAUCCGGCCUCUCAUUCGACCAAUUAUCGGCCGUCAUAUAACGGAUUCGAAUUCGGCACUUUGAACGCAUCCAUUUCACACUAUUUUAUACUCGCUCUAGUGUUCCCCCCCCUCGCCCCCCAAAAUAUACAUUUCAAGUUAGAAAUGCAUGAUGAGUAG